CGCCGCCGCUGCUGCUGCUGCUGCUGCACACUCUGUUCCAGCCGCUGCAGCGUUCACUCUGCUGCUGCUCUCCGUCUGUUUCUGCUUCAUUUGCAUCGUUUUUACAUCUUUAUUUUCGUGUUAUUCUCAAGAUUAUUCGACAUGGACCCGAGACUGCUGCUGGCGGUGGUUUUUAGCCUGAUUUUAACCGAGACCGAGUCGAAAAGAGGCGGUUUGAAGCGCGGAACCAGAGCGCAGGUGCUGGGCUUUGAUUGGAAGAACUGUGGUGACCCAGAUGACCCGGCGGUCCUGAAAACUCUGAGCGUGGCCCCGGACCCCAUCUCCAUCCCGGGGCUCCUCACCGCAGCAGCUUCAGGGGCCACUUCAGUAGAGCUGUGCGCCCCCCUGUCGUUGAACGUGACCCUGGAGAAGGAGGUGGCCGGUUUCUGGGUGAAGAUCCCGUGCCUGGACGAUUUAGGCAGUUGUCACUAUGUAAACGUGUGCGACCUCCUGGACCAGCUGAUUCCUCCGGGUCAGGACUGUCCCGAGCCCCUGCACAGCUACGGCCUGCCCUGCCGCUGCCCCAUCAAAGCCGGCUCUUACUCUCUGCCCCAGUCGGACUUCGAUCUCCCGGAGGUGGAGCUUCCGUACUGGCUCACGAACGGCCACUACCGGGCUCAGGGCGUGCUGGGCAAGGACGGCAAAGAGCUGGGCUGCCUGAAGGUGGCGCUAUCCCUCCACUCGGUCUGACGGCGCUCGUUCAGUUCGCUCACGACGGCGGGUUUCUCGGCAAGAGUUUAAAUGAACCGUAAAAACUUCUGGAGCCACUUGGACAAACUGGAGUUUUUUUUUUAUUUUUUAUAGUUUGAUUAAAAAUGCAAUAACCACUUUUGUUUUUACUUACUCCAGAAUUGUUUGAGUUUAUAGACAAAACAUUAGACUACAAAAUUUGUAUUAAACCCAAACCAUUAGAUCGUUGUUAAAGCUGCACUGUGUAACAUUUCUAGCCGAGCGUCCACCACCUGCUUUUAAUCCGUCUAGAUGUUUAUUAUUGCGUCGUCUAGAAUGUUCCACAGUGUCGAUUAAACUUGUCUAACGUGAGGGAGACGAGCAGGUCACAGCACCGCGCCACGUUACGGGUCAGAUCUGUGGAGAGGCGCCCCUGUUCACUGAAGAAAUUAUUGGAUUUUUGAGCAACAGAAAUGAAUAAACGGUAGAAGGAAAAGUUUAAAGUCGUAUCAUGGCAAAGCGGUAACAUUUCCAGAGAGACAAGCAGGUAGUGGACCCUCUACUGAAAAAGUUACACAGUGGACCUUUAAUUACAGCUUUAAAAUAGCUGUGAAGUGGUACAAAAAAAGCUGUGAUCGAUGCGCUGCUGUUUCACAUUACCGGCCCGGUUCACAGAGCUGCCUGGACAGUUUCUCUUCCCUCAAAUUCUUCCCGUUUCGUUCGUUUUGUGCUGGGAAUUUGCUGAGUCGUGCUAAAAUAAAUCUAUAUUUAAAUAUCAGACCGAGGACAGAAGGUUACACACGGACAGUAACAGACCGCGUGUUAUUAUCAUGGAUCUAUAACAGGGGUGGGCAAGUUACGGCCCGGGGGCCAUAUGCGGCCCUUUAAACCUUUUAAUCCGGCCCGCCGAACUGGAAUAAAUUACAAUAAUAAACCUUGUUGUUUUAUUUGUCAUGCAUUUCCAGCGUUUCCCAGUAGAUGGCGCACUAUAUAUACAUUGAGGUGCAGCGUUGGUCGCAAUGCUUUAUGGGAAAGUGUUCUUACAGGAGUUAUUCGGACCAUGAGUCAAGUAGUUGGUGGUCGAGAUAUAAGACUGAACUGCUUCCAUUUUAAGUUGGUAAAACUCAAACAUUGAAAACCUUUGGACUCUGACUUGUAAUUAUCAACGUGUACAACUUCGCAGAGUCUGGUUUUACUGUAUUUGCAGGUGGACUUAAUUAUUGAGCUAUAUUCAGUCAGAUUUGAAAAUGGUCAGGUCGUGAUGUUCGCUCACCUGUGGCGUGCACUGGAACAGAUAUAUACAUUUUUAUGUGUUCUGAAUCUUUCACAGUCGUGUUGAAGCGUGUAGUGAGCGUCUGAAGUCCUACAUAAACGUGAAUAUGAACGUAAUGGAGCCGAGCUCUUAACGCGUUAUGUCCUGUCUUCUAUCCGGCCCUUCAGUCAAACUUUAGGACCCUAUGUGGCCCAAGAGCCAAAAAGUUUGCCCACCCCUGAUCUAUAAUAAAAACUGGUGGACAGUCCCUCAGUCGUCCAAGUAGAAUCAGUUCAGCAGUUGACAAAUUGAACUGGGUUAGGUUAGGUCAUUUUAAGGGUGAAGUAUAGUUCUGCUUCGACUCAACACGCACUGCCUUGUCGCCUUGUCGCUGUCGUUUUUGAUUUAUGGAUCUGCGUCGAGGUCGAUGCCCCGCCAAGUAAUUCACCACCAAAACGCUAGGGGGCGACGAUAUCUGUCCAUUCAUAUAUACAGUCUAUGCAUGUGACCUGCAGACGUAUAAUCUCUGAAAAGUUUAACAUGAACCAUCUCCAACGCGAUAAAAGCACAGAACAGACUCACCAUCAGCAGAACACCCCUCUGUCACAGAAAGAACACUCAUAUUCCACUGAGUCGUGUCCUUUUUAAGUCUGACACAGAAGCUGAACCGCGUACUUUUUCAUUAGCCAUGCGGUUUUAAGUUUCUCAGUGUAUAUUGAAAGAAAGUAAAGCAGAGUACAGGAAAUAUCUGUAGUGCGGCGGUACGGACGACCAAUCACAGCCUUUAUCGUCUGCGUCGUUUCAAAGCAUAGUUAGAAAAUUUCGGAGGUGCACGUCGGUCGAUGCAGAGGCUCUGCGUGGGGGGUACGUGUCGACGCAGAGAACAUUUUGUAUGUGGAGCGACAACAAAACAAAAUCCCGUUUGUUAAUGGAGAGGAGCAGAAGACAAACAGACUGAGCUGCACUUUCUUGUUCUUGUGGUUUUACAGCAACAUCACGUCUUGGUCUCUUUGCAGUGGAAGGUGUUUCUUGGUGAACAGCUGGUGCCUUUCGCUUUGGCGUUGACUUUUUAAAUUUGUAACCGAGGUUGAGUGAGGGAUCAGGAUUUAGUUUUGUUGUUGCUCCACAUACAAAAUGUUCUCUGUAAACUCGGGAUGAUUUCUUAGACAGACAAAGUUUUCCUUUUUGGUUCUUCCUGUGGAUCAAUCCUGCCCAUCGCCUUCACCUUUCACUAUUUUUCAAUUCCGUUGGGAAGAGAAACAGUUUGAACGGAGGUUUACAGUCACACACAUCUGAUUCCCUUUUGCAUUUAUGGAGUUCGCAAAAAAAUUUCUCGAGCCGUUUUCCGCCGUUAGGAUCCAACAACCACACGAUUACGACGUCCGAAUCCCAAAACUAAAAUACGACAAUAUCAGAACCAGAAACAAAAGUGAUAUGGUUCAAAAGACUUGAAAAGAUCGACUUUGUCAAUAGACACAUCCCACUGGGAAAACAAACAUGGCAGUUUGAUGCUCACUUUUUCGGAAAAUCCUUCCCAGUAUGAAUUGUGCGAUGACCGGAAGUCUGAGAGUUUUGAUACGUGUAUUCCCAACGCACGAGAGAGAAGCAAAACUAGUCAGGCAGCUCCACGAACAGGGUCUUUUACACAUAAUUUAAGGAAUUAUAAUCAUUUUGUUAAAGCAGAACUGAGUAACUUUAGUGAUAGAGCUCCCCCUGCAGCUUCGUCAAGAGAAUACACCCUUUUUUAAACUUUUUUAAUUGAAGUAAAGUAAAUUAUAUUCACGUACGAAAGCACAUAACGUUGCCAAAUAUUUAAAAAAAUGACGCAAGGAGAGAAGACGAAUUCACUGAAACGCUCUGAAAAUACAAGCUUAACCGUCACAGGGACUUUCAGUGACGUUUGCCUAAAAAUGUUACAUAGUUCUGCUUUAAUUUGUACAUUUGUAAAUUAAGAAAACAAACGCAAAUUAUUAUUUCAACACCGUUUGGGUUCAGUCAGAUUGAAUUCUCUAGAGAUUUUUUGUGUCAUUUCAGCUCAUUUUCUUUCUGAAUUUAGUCUUAUUUUACUUUUUUUGUCAUUUUUUUUUUUUACAUGUCACUUUAUGGGAAUCACUUUUGCCAUUUUUUUUCUUAAAGCUGCAUUGUGGAACUUUACAUUUAUUCAGUUGCAGGUGGUUUUAUCGCUCAGAAAUACCUCAAAAAACAAAACAAGCAAACGUUCUGACUGAGCGGGGUCGUCUUUCCGCAGAUCCGACCUGUAUUUGACCGAGCCUCCACCAGAAAAGUUACACGAUGCAGCUUUAAUUUGUAUCGUUCUUUUAUAGUUUAAUAGUUUUACGUCGAGUGCCUUUAUAAAUGAAUUUGAAAUAAGUGUGUGAAUUCACUUUACAAGAACAUUUUGAAAAGUUUCUAGUUUUUAUGUUUAGUUUUUGUGGACAUUUUGCAAUAAAAGUGUAUCUGCCACCUGUUUGUCUCCAUGGAAACGUUAUUGCUUUGUCUAGAAUGUUCCGCAGUGUAGAUUAAACGGCAAAGACGAGCAGGUUACAGCUCAGAUCUGUGGAGGGGCGUCCCUAUUCACAGAAGAAAUUAUCUGUAUUUUUGAGCGACAGAAACACACUUAAUGAAUAAAUACUUGAUGGAAAUGUUUAAAGUCACACCGCGGAACAUUCUGGACAAAGCCGUAACAUCUCCACGGAGACGAGCGAAGCAGAAAUGUUACGCAGUGCACCUUUUAAAAGUUUUAUUUUCGCGUCGUUCUCGGCUUGACGUGUGAUUAAAAGUUGUUUACAGUUCAACACGGCGAUUCUUUAAAGUGCACUGUGGAACUUUUUUUUAAUCUUUUAAAUAUGUCUGCUCUCUGCUUGUCUCCAUGGAGAUGAUGUUCAAGGCCUGGAAUAUUCCUCAGUAUGGCUUUAAACUCACGUACUACCUGCAUUUGCUCCAUUUUUGGUGCAUUUUUUUUACUGCGUUUUUACUCUGAGCUGCUUGACUCGGUGGACAUAGAUGGAUUUAAAGCUGCACUGUGUAACUUCCCAGGCAACGCAUUCGCAUCACCAUGGAGACGAGCACAUGAGGGAGCCUUCACCGGGAAAGUUACACAAUACGCCUUUAAACUGUGGUGUUUUCUUCAGUGAAACAAACUAGGGCCAAACCUCGUGUCUGUUUGUUUUACUGGUCGAUCAUUUCAUUUUUAGUGAUUUUUUUUUUUUUUUUUUAAUUGAAAAUGUUCUUAUUUGUGUCAAAAUAUUUUAAUAUUCUUAAGUCUUAAAUAAAAUUCCUCAAACGUU
Messenger RNA from Boleophthalmus pectinirostris (great blue-spotted mudskipper), 5247 nucleotides. Its product is annotated as ganglioside GM2 activator. The transcript is spliced from 4 exons. Bases 142 to 729 code for a protein of 195 amino acids. Gene Ontology annotation, biological process: lipid transport; ganglioside catabolic process. The record is from RefSeq and is a predicted model, not a curated record. NCBI's taxonomy places the organism in Eukaryota, Metazoa, Chordata, Actinopteri, Gobiiformes, Gobiidae. Gene Ontology annotation, molecular function: enzyme activator activity; lipid carrier activity. Gene Ontology annotation, cellular component: cytoplasmic side of plasma membrane.